Molecule: messenger RNA, 402 nt
Organism: Populus nigra (black poplar)
Lineage: Eukaryota; Viridiplantae; Streptophyta; Magnoliopsida; Malpighiales; Salicaceae
Product: glucan endo-1,3-beta-glucosidase, basic vacuolar isoform-like
Exons: 1
Coding region: 1-402 (133 amino acids)
Biological process (GO): carbohydrate metabolic process
Molecular function (GO): hydrolase activity, hydrolyzing O-glycosyl compounds
Source: RefSeq, a predicted model, not a curated record
AUGAAUUAUGCAAUUUCAUUAGCCAGGGACUAUGAUGCCAAUAUGGAGGUUUUAAAAGCACUAAGUGGAAUCAACGUGGGUGUAACCAUUGGGGUUCCAAACGAGGCAAUUGCCCAUGUAGCAUCCAGCCAGGAAGCAGCUGACAAAUGUUUCGAGACCACAUUCUUAAUGUUCACAUAUGUGUUCGGUUCCGAUAUAUUUUUGUUGGCAAUAACGCAAUUCCUGGUGUCGUUCAAUCCGUUGUACAACCAGCAAUUGGUAUUUGGUAACCUCUACAAUUCAGUAAGGAAGACGGCGGUUGGGGAUAAAGUUCGAGGGAGCUCCUCUCCUCCCUCAGGUGGUCAAUUUGCAAAUGGGGCGGACAAAAUUAUGAAUAACCUCACCGUUAUUUGUACAGUAUAG